This is a messenger RNA of Mya arenaria, 2910 nucleotides long. RefSeq lists its product as uncharacterized. The record is from RefSeq and is a predicted model, not a curated record. Gene Ontology annotation, molecular function: nucleic acid binding. Lineage: Eukaryota; Metazoa; Mollusca; Bivalvia; Myida; Myidae. The transcript is spliced from 2 exons. Gene Ontology annotation, biological process: DNA integration. The coding region runs from base 1 to 2910 and encodes 969 amino acids.
AUGGCAAUGAACAUUCCAUUUGACCAUUCCAGGCUGGAUUGGGGUGCGCGUGACCUGUAUAGCGAAUUUCAGCGGUUUAAACAACACGUAGAAUUUACGUGUCAGGGCCCUCUCGCCGGGACGGAAAAGAAAGUCCUCGCCUGCUGGGUAGGCAUGUGGAUCGGCCAGGAAGGUAGGGAGAUCUACAAGACACUCGACUGGAAAGAGGGAGAAAAGGAUGACAAUACUAAGAUCCUUAAUAAGUUUGAGGAAUACGUGAGCCCGAAGAAAAACAAAAGGAUCGCACGUUUCAAGGCUCAACAAAGGAAACAAAAGGAAAGUGAGCCGUUUGACUCUUACAUAAAAGACCUGAAAUUACUUGUGAUGGAUUGUGAAUAUACAGAUUCGAGUGACAUUCUAAUUGAUCUCAUAAUAAACGGUGUCAGGCAACCCAAAGUGCAAGAACGAAUGUUAAACAAAGGCAAAGACUUGACUCUCAAUGAUGCCAUUGACAUUGGACAGCAAUUUGAACUCGCACAGACACAACUCAAACUCAUGCGUGGGGAAGAGGUUCUCCAGGUCAAAUCCAAGACCCACAGUCCCAAACUAAAAUUUAAAUCCAAAGCCAAGCCUUGGACCAAAGGGAAACCAUCAGCCAACCAACCAAAUAAAUUCAACUGCACUAGGUGUGGCAAGCUGCAUGAGACGGGCAGUUGUCCUGCUAAGGUUACUACAUGUAGUUACUGUCACCUGCAAGACCAUUGGGCAAAAGUAUGUAGAAAAAGACUUGGGCAGAAAAAAGUGUAUGUGGUACAAGGUACCGAUUCCGAUCACGACACAGAAGACGCACUGCACAUAGACGUAUGUACUGACGUAUGCACCGCAGUAAUCAGUGACAAAUGGGACACAGAGCUAGUGAUCCAGGGUAAAAACAUACAAUUUAAAAUAGACACUGGUGCAAAAUGCAACAUUAUAACCAAAAAUGCACUCAAUGACCGGCCAGUCAAACCUAUACUGGGCAGAUCAGCAAGAACAUUAAAGUCGUUUACCAACCACAUUAAUAAACCAGUUGGAACAGCAGACAUGCAAGUGCGUCACAAAGGAGCCAGGCACCAGAUUCAAUUUGAAGUCGUUGACAUUAACAAUGAAAAUAUUCAAAGUGGAAACACGGCUGAACAAAUAGGCUUAAUACAACGUACUCUAGGAAUUCAAGAAACUCAGGUUCCGCAACCUGAUCAUGAACUAUUUCGCGAGUUUCCCGAACUUGUCAAAACAACAGGUACUUUACCAGGGGAGAAUAGUAUUGAGAUUGACGAAUCAAUCUCAGGAGUUGUACAUCCGGUGCGCAAACUUCCGGCUGCGAUUAAGCCAAAAGCCAUAGAGGCACUACGCGAAAUGGAGCAAAACGAGUAUAUCACGCGAAUGGACGAGCCUACAGAAUGGGUAAGCUCAAUGGUAGUUUCGCUCAGGAAGGACAAAGUCAGGAUUUGCUUGGAUCCUAAAGAUCUUAACAAAGCGGUAAAACGCGCCCAUCACCCUAUGAAAACAGUUGAGGAAGUGGUACAAAACAUUCCAGGCGCAAAAGUGUUUUCAGUGCUCGACGCGAAAUCUGGCUUCCUGCAAAUUAAGCUCGACCAGAAGUCCUCUUACCUAACGACUUUCAACACACCUUUAGGCAGAUUCCGAUGGUUACGUCUACCAUUCGGUAUCAAGUGUGCUCCAGAAAUAUAUCAGAAAAUCAUGGAUCAGAUGAUUACGGGAAUCGAUGGAGCUUUCGCGAUUAUAGAUGACAUACUCAUAGCGGGAAAAGAUGUAACAGAGCAUUACAGAAUACUUAAGGAAGUAGUGUCUAGAGCGACGAGCUACAACCUUAAACUCAAUUUCAAUAAAUGUUUGGUCCGUCAACCGUCCGUUCGGUACAUGGGUCAUCUUGUGACGGAGCAUGGGCUGAUGGCGGAUCAAGACAACGUGUUCGCGAUUGUCAAUAUGCCCGCGCCAACAGACAAAGAAGGAGUCCGAAGACUUCUCGGUCUAGUGCAGUAUCUCGCGAAAUUCAUACCGAACAUGAGUGAAGUUGACACCCCAAUCAGAACGCUACUCAAAAGUGACAUUGAGUUUGAGUGGGGGCAUACACAAGUGAAGAGCUUCGAAAAGCUCAAAAAGCUUUGCAGCUCACCACCGGUACUUGCAUACUAUGACGUCAGCAAAGAAGUUCAAAUCGAGUGCGAUGCCAGCAAAAAUGGGCUCGGAGGCGUCAUAAUGCAGAGUGACAAAGAGGAACUCGGAAUCCUUCAUGACAUUAUAGUGAAAGGCUGGCCCGAUACGCGAUCUGAAACGCCGUUUGAAACGAGACCGUACUGGGACUCGAGGGAUCAGCUAUCCGUGCUGGACAGUAUCGUUUACAAGGGACUACGAAUCGUCAUCCCGCCAAGUCUACGCGACAACAUGUUGAGGCUCGUACACAAAACUCACCUCGGGCUCGGUAAAAGCAAGCAGAGAGCUCGUGAAGUUAUGUACUGGCCAAGGAUGAACAGUGACAUUGACACUAUGGUAAGCAACUGCUCAGUGUGUGCAGAACAACAGAAUCAGCAACCAGCAGAGCCACUGAAGCCAACACUGACGCCAGAUCUGCCAUACGACAUGGUCGGUUGUGACGUUUUUCAGUUUCGGUCAGAGAAAUACUUGGUAAUUGUUGACUAUUAUUCUAAGUACAUUGACACUGAAAAGCUAGAAUCGGAGACAACUUCAGAUAUAACCAGUGCACUCAUGAAAGUGUUCAGCUCACACGGUAUUUCGAACACUCUCAGAUCUGACAACGGACCGCAAUUUAGUUCAAGACUUUCUGUGAGGAGCAUGGAAUCAUUCAUCAAACUUCCAGCCCACACUUUCAAAGCUCGAACGGGGAAGCCGAAAGAGCUGUACAGACUGUGA